CUCGUUGCUGGCAACGCUUUGCAAGCUCAAUUCCUCUCUCUGUUUUUCUCACACACGCAUUCCUAUAUGUCCGUCAUUCUCAGUUGAUUCUUCGUGAGUGCCGCUAUCACUUUGUGUUUGUUGCUUUGUUGCUGGCCUGGCUGCGGCCCCGUCAUCGUUGUCGGUGUAUUUUUAAUCACUUUUCUCGCUGCCUGUAGUUUUGAAAAUAUUGUACUAAUUUGGAGACGUGCAAUCAAACAUAUGAGUUAUUGUUUAUAUAAUAAGUUUCGUUGUAUAUGUGAAAAUAUACGUGUUUUACACAAAGCAAAAAGCAGAGCUGAGAGAGUAGGCAGUAACAACAUUCUCAUAUGUAUGGGCGUAUAUGUGUAAGUGCGUGAGUAACAAGGCUGAUAAAUAAAUCUACUAAAAAUUAAACCAAUAGUACUUAGAAACGAAAAAAUUUUAAUACAAAUCAACAUAUAAUACAAAAUGGAAGCAAUCGCUAAACACGAUUUCUCUGCAACUGCCGAUGAUGAACUCAGUUUCCGUAAAACCCAAAUUCUGAAGAUAUUAAACAUGGAGGACGAUUCAAAUUGGUAUCGCGCCGAAUUGGAUGGAAAAGAAGGGCUUAUUCCUAGCAAUUAUAUAGAAAUGAAAAAUCAUGACUGGUAUUAUGGACGUAUAACACGUGCCGAUGCGGAGAAAUUGCUGUCAAAUAAGCUUGAAGGUGCUUUUUUAAUACGUAUCAGCGAGUCAAGCCCCGGCGAUUUCUCACUAUCCGUCAAAUGUCCCGAUGGAGUUCAACAUUUUAAAGUACUGCGGGACGCCCAGAGCAAAUUUUUCCUUUGGGUUGUCAAGUUUAAUUCCCUCAACGAAUUGGUUGAAUAUCAUCGAACAGCGAGCGUAUCGCGAUCACAGGAUGUAAAAUUGCGCGAUAUGGUACCUGAAGAGGUAUGCUUUUUUAUUUAA
This is a messenger RNA of Drosophila arizonae, 948 nucleotides long. RefSeq names its product growth factor receptor-bound protein 2 drk (gene drk). The record is from RefSeq and is a predicted model, not a curated record. Gene Ontology annotation, molecular function: protein binding. Lineage: Eukaryota; Metazoa; Arthropoda; Insecta; Diptera; Drosophilidae.